CCGCUCCUCCCUCGGCACACGGGCAGCCAGCGGCCGGCCCGGCCCGCUUGCCCUGCCCGCCACGGCGCCGCUUCGCUCCCAGGUUCGGCACAUACUGUGCGAAAAGCACGGCAAAGCCAUGGAGGCCAUGGAGAAGCUGAAGUCCGGCCUGCGCUUCAGCGAAGUCGCCUCGCAGUACAGCGAGGACAAAGCCAGGCAAGGGGGAGACUUGGGCUGGAUGACCAGAGGCUCCAUGGUGGGACCUUUCCAGGAAGCAGCAUUCGCCUUGCCCGUGAGCAGCAUGGACAAGCCAGUGUAUACAGACCCACCUGUCAAAACAAAGUUCGGGUACCACAUUAUCAUGGUGGAAGGCAGAAAAUAAAAUGUGAAUGACCAUGA
This is a messenger RNA of Athene cunicularia (burrowing owl), 378 nucleotides long. It is a transcript of the gene PIN4, whose product is annotated as peptidylprolyl cis/trans isomerase, NIMA-interacting 4. Gene Ontology annotation, biological process: rRNA processing. The record is from RefSeq and is a predicted model, not a curated record. The coding region runs from base 119 to 361 and encodes 80 amino acids. Lineage: Eukaryota; Metazoa; Chordata; Aves; Strigiformes; Strigidae. The transcript is spliced from 2 exons. Gene Ontology annotation, molecular function: DNA binding; peptidyl-prolyl cis-trans isomerase activity.